AUGUGGACAAUGCCGCCCCAAUAUGGCAUUCCGAAUGCAUUUGGGAUGCCUUAUCAACAAGAAAAUUUCAUGCCGACUGGAUUCUCCAGUAGUUCCACUGAAGUCCCAAGACCUUGCACAACCCUAGAGAAUGCAUUAAUAGAGUGGAAUAGCGAGGGAAAAAAGAAAGGAGGGUUUAAAUGGCUUCAUUGUUGGGAAGUUUUGAAAGAUAAUGCCAAAUUUAAUGGAGCAUCUCACACAUCUCGAGGUGGAAAGAAAGCUAGAAUAAUUGAUACAGGAGAUCACACUUCUGGCUCUGGGCAAGAUGUUGAGCCUAGUGGUGAUGUUGAGGACAAGUAUGUGUGUCGACCAAUUGGCCAAAAAGCAGCAAAGGCAGGAAAGAGAAAGGAAAAAACAACUGCAGGAGGGAGCACCGGUCCAAAUGUUGGACGUCUGUUGGCUGAGAUUGGUGAGGUUAAAGAAAUUCAUUUAAAGAAACAAAAUGAUUUGGAAAAGCUAGUUCGUAUAGAGUCAUAUAAGGCGUACAGAGAAAUGCUAAAGGAGGAUACUUCAACCAUGACAGUAGAAGAAUUGCAAGCCCACCAGGGACUUCUUGCUGUGCUUAAAGAAGAACUGGGUCUCAAAUGA
Molecule: messenger RNA, 627 nt
Organism: Striga hermonthica
Lineage: Eukaryota; Viridiplantae; Streptophyta; Magnoliopsida; Lamiales; Orobanchaceae
Source: the annotation of a GenBank genome assembly